CGUAGAAGAAGAAAACACUUCCUGUUGCAAAAAGUGAGUGGCGGUAAACACGUACUGAAAAAAGGAAUAUCUUGGUUCUUAUUAGUGGUUAUUUGGCCCGACGUUUUAAACCCAGAAAACUGCCUUCUGUCUACAGAAUGUCCUGCAACGCCAGUGUUAUUCGGGUCCAUGUGCCACCAGAGGGACAGCUACAGCGGGCUCCUGUCCACCUUCUUCCCUGUGAGAUUGAACACAGUGGAUCGGCCCAGGUCUCACAAUACUUCACUGCGACCACAAAAGACCGCAAAUGUGAGAAAACAGUGUCAUUCAGAGGACGUGAGCUGAAAGGACAGGAGAUCAGCUGUCCUCAGGGAUACACUGGCCUGGUGCUGAAAGAGACCAACAAGCCCGGCUCUGACCAAGAGCUGACGUACUGGAACCUGGAGACUCCUCCCAAUUCUGAUGACAUGAUUGUGAUGGCAAUGGAUUGGCCAGAGCUUGCUGACGCAAUCCAUGGGCCAGUACAAGACUGAAGAGAGAAAACUACCACGUUAGCAGUGAGGUGUACAGUGUAGUAACAUGUGUAAUGUUCAUAUAUUUUUGUACAGGUUAUUCUGUAGUGAAUUAAAAAGUGUCAAAUGA
Messenger RNA from Solea senegalensis (Senegalese sole), 621 nucleotides. It is a transcript of the gene rnaseh2c, whose product is annotated as ribonuclease H2, subunit C. The transcript has 4 exons. Gene Ontology annotation, biological process: RNA catabolic process. The record is from RefSeq and is a predicted model, not a curated record. Gene Ontology annotation, cellular component: ribonuclease H2 complex. Lineage: Eukaryota; Metazoa; Chordata; Actinopteri; Pleuronectiformes; Soleidae. The coding region runs from base 138 to 512 and encodes 124 amino acids.